AUGUCUUUAUUAACAUCACAAUUUAAAGAACUAGAAUCAAUUAAUAGUUCAACAGUUGAUUCAGCAACAAGAACAAAUACAAAUCAAGAUAUAUUUAUGAUGAUGGAUUCACCAAUUAAUCAUAAUAAUAAUAACAAUCCAUUAAAAUCAAAUUUUAAUAAGAAUGAUAAUUUAUUCAAUGAAUCAAUUUCAAUAUUUAAAUUAUAUAAUUUAACAAAGUUAAAUUUACCAUACAAAGAAAGAAUAAUUAAUAUGACGAUUAGAUUACAAAAGAAACUCUAUUUAGAAAAUGAAAAUAUUUUACAAUUAUUAAAAUAUAUUGAUACAAAUAAUAAUAACGAUGAAUUUCUACAUAAUGAACAUGUUCCAUUUUCUUCAUCACACCAUAAUCAAAAUCUUCUACUAAGUGAAGAUGACGAAGAUGAAGAUAUAUAUCCUGAUGCUUCUGAUACACCUUAUGGAUCUUUUACAAAUGAUUACGAUUUAAAUACAACAACUCAGAAUUUAAUUACAAGUAAUAAUAAUUUUGUUAUGCCAAGACCAAUACCGUCAAAUUCAUUUAAUAAUAAUGAAUUUAUUUCUUUUAAUAAAAUGAAUAAUAAUACAAAUACAUCAAAUUUAAUUAAUAUGAAUUUUAGUUUAAUGAAUGAUGAUUUAGAUUCAUUUCAAAACAAUUCUUCAACGUCAUUAUCACAAUUUCAUUAUUUAGAUGAUAAUAACUCAAAUCAAUUAGAUAUAAAUAAUUCAAAUUGGGGUGAAAUUUCUAAUUCUUUGCCAAAUUUUGCAACUCCUUUACAAUUUCAAAAUAAUAAUAAUAAUAGUAGUAGUAAUAGUAAUAAUUUAAAUUCAACAAUGACUCCACAACAAAUGAUUACUCCAUCAAGAACUCCAUCAUAUCCAUCAAUUCCAUUAGUAUCAACGGCAAUUAUUUCAAAAAGACAACAACCUAAAAAAAUUAGAAGAAAAAAUAGUAAUUGUGGAAAUUCACCAGAUAAUAAAACUACGAAAUGUAAUAAUUGUCAAACUUUUACAACUCCUUUAUGGAGAAAAGAUUCUCAAGGUAAUUCUUUAUGUAAUGCUUGUGGUUUAUUUUUAAAAUUACAUGGUGUAAUGAGACCACUGUCAUUAAAGACAGAUGUUAUUAAAAAGAGGCAAAGAAAUGGUUCAACAAAGAGAACAAAUCAAAAUUCACAACAAUUAUUACAACAACCUCAAGUGAAAAAUGAUCAUGAGAAUUUAGAAUGGUUGUCAAUAAAAUUAUAG
Messenger RNA from Maudiozyma saulgeensis, 1263 nucleotides. Lineage: Eukaryota; Fungi; Ascomycota; Saccharomycetes; Saccharomycetales; Saccharomycetaceae. The record is from the annotation of a GenBank genome assembly.